This is a messenger RNA of Nematolebias whitei (Rio pearlfish), 5138 nucleotides long. It is a transcript of the gene rerea, whose product is annotated as arginine-glutamic acid dipeptide (RE) repeats a. Gene Ontology annotation, biological process: regulation of DNA-templated transcription. Gene Ontology annotation, molecular function: transcription corepressor activity; sequence-specific DNA binding; chromatin binding. The record is from RefSeq and is a predicted model, not a curated record. Bases 177 to 4811 code for a protein of 1544 amino acids. Lineage: Eukaryota; Metazoa; Chordata; Actinopteri; Cyprinodontiformes; Rivulidae. Gene Ontology annotation, cellular component: nucleus. The transcript is spliced from 22 exons.
AAUCACAGAUGUUGUAGAUCAAGCUUUUUAAGUUUUCCUGAAACUCUGGGGUUGUUGGUGUGGCCAAAUUUUCCCUGGAUUUGACUGGUAAAUUCAGAAUUCUGAAGCCCAGGCUCACAGUCUACCUUUCACGGAGGCCCAGCCGUGAGAGGACUGAGGAAGGCACGUGGCGGAUCAUGACGGCCGACAAAGAGAAGGAAAGGGAGAAAGAGCGGGACAGAGACAGAGACAGGGAUAGAGACAAAAGAGAGGCUGGGAAGUCCCGCCGACAGGACGUGGACCGGGGCGACCGUGAAAGUGAGAGCUCCAGGCCUCGCCGCAGCUGUACGCUGGAGGGCGGGGCCAAGAACUAUGCAGAGAGCGAACACAGCGAGGACGAAGACAACGACAAUGGCAGCACUGGUGGAGGCAGCGGCACAGCCGAGGAGGCUGGCAAGAAGGGCAAAAAGAAGAUGCCCAAAAAGAAGUCGCGCUACGAACGCACAGAGAAUGGAGAAAUCACAUCCUUCAUUACAGAAGACGAUGUUGUUUACAGACCUGGAGAUUGUGUGUACAUAGAGAGUCGGCGGCCCAAUACUCCGUACUUCAUUUGUAGCAUUCAGGAUUUCAAGCUGAGUAAACGGGACCAUCUGCUGAUGAAUGUGAAAUGGUACUACCGCCAGUCAGAGGUGCCUGACUCCGUGUACCAGCACCUGGUGCAGGAUCGCAACAAUGAGAACGACUCUGGACGUGAGCUGGUCAUCACAGACCCGGUGGUCAGAAGUCGAGAACUCUUCAUCUCAGACUAUGUGGACACUUAUCAUGCUGCUGCUCUCAGGGGGAAAUGCAACAUUUCCCAUUUCUCUGACAUUUUUGCUGCCCGGGAAUUCAAAGCCCGCAUCGACUCCUUUUUCUAUAUCCUCGGAUACAACCCAGAGACCAGGCGAUUAAACAGCACACAAGGGGAAAUCCGAGUGGGGCCGAGUCAUCAGGCCAAGCUCCCGGAGCUGCAGCCUUUUCCCUCCCCUGGUGGCCAGGCCGUGACUGAGAACGAGGAGCUGGUCUGGAUGCCAGGGGUCAACGACUGUGACCUUCUUAUGUACCUCAGAGCUGCAAGGAGCAUGGCUGCCUUUGCAGGGAUGUGUGACGGAGGCUCGACAGAAGAUGGUUGUCUAGCUGCCUCUCGAGAUGACACUACAUUAAACGCACUUAACACUCUUCACGAGAGCAGCUAUGAUGCAGGCAAGGCUCUGCAGCGCCUGGUGAAGAAGCCGGUACCCAAACUAAUAGAGAAGUGCUGGUCUGAGGAUGAAGUGAAGCGCUUCAUUAAAGGGCUGAGACAGUUUGGCAAAAACUUCUUCAGGAUCCGGAAGGAGCUGUUGCCCAACAAAGAGACGGGAGAGCUAAUUACCUUCUACUACUAUUGGAAGAAGACGCCUGAGGCAGCCAGCUGCCGAGCCCAUCGCAGACAUCGCCGCCAACCUGUUUUCCGACGCAUCAAGACACGAACUGCUUCAACUCCUGUUAACACCCCCUCACGGCCGCCCUCGAGCGAGUUCUUGGACCUCAGCUCAGCCAGCGAAGAUGACUUCGACAGUGAAGACAGCGAGCAGGAGCUAAAGGGCUACGCCUGCCGCCACUGUUUCACUACCACCUCCAAGGACUGGCACCACGGGGGGCGGGAGAACAUCUUACUGUGCACCGACUGCCGCAUUCACUUCAAGAAGUACGGCGAACUGCCCCCCAUCGAGAAGCCUGUCGACCCGCCACCAUUUAUGUUCAAACCUGUCAAAGAGGAAGAGGAUGGACUCAGUGGGAAGCAUAGCAUGAGGACCCGACGGAACCGAGGCUCGAUGUCAACGCUACGUAGUGGUCGUAAGAAACAGACAGUCAGUCCUGAUGGCCGAGCCUCACCAACUAACGAGGACUUGCGUUCUAGCGGCCGGACGUCACCCAGCGCAGCCAGUACAGACAGCACCGACAGCAAGACGGACUCCAUGAAGAAGCUAAGCAAGAAGAUUAAAGAGGAAGCUCCUUCUCCAAUGAAGAGUGCCAAACGGCAGAGAGAGAAAGGAGCUUCAGACACAGAGGAGUCUGAGAGGGCCAGCGCCAAAAAGUCAAAGACACAGGAGCUGAGCCGAUCGGCCUCACCUUCAGAAGGUGAGGGAGAGGGUGAAGGUGAGGGUGAGAGCUCUGACGGGCGAAGCAUCAAUGAGGAGCUCAGUAGCGAUCCAAAAGACAUUGACCAGGACAACCGGAGCUCCUCUCCAAGCAUCCCCAGCCCCCGUGACAACGAGAGCGACUCAGACUCCUCUGCCCAGCAGCAACAGCUCCUGCAGAGCCAGCACCCGCCAGUAAUCCAGUGUCAACCAGGCCCAUCAGCUGCCUCCUCAGCACCUGCUCCACCUAUAACCUCAACCUCCUCACUGCCCCCACAAGUCUCCCCUGUAGCUGCCUCCACCUCUCUACCUCCUCAGCCUCUGGCCCAGGCUAGUCCGAAGUCUCUUAUCCAGUCUGGAGCAUCGCUUCACCCUCAGAGGCUACCGUCUCCUCACUCCCCCAUGACUCAGGCCCCGCCUCCUGGCCCCUCAGUUCCACCUCAGUCCUUACCCAGCCCACAUCAUGGGCCCAUUCUCCCCAUGCCGCAUCCACUACAGCCUGGACCCUCACACAUGCAGCACCCUCACGCCAUCGCCCCUCAGGGAUUCCCUGUGGGUCCCCCUCAGGUCCUGCCUCCACCCAGCUCUGUUCAGUCACAGCAGAGGGCCCACACGCCUCCUUCUCAGUCUCAGCCAUCUUCUCAAUGUGGAGGUCAGACUCCCAGAGAGCAACCUUUGCCCCCUGCACCGAUGUCCAUGCCUCACAUCAAGCCUCCACCAACUACACCUAUCCCUCAGAUGCCCAUCCCACAGUCUCACAAACACCCACCUCAUGUUUCAGCACCUCCAUUCCCUCAGAUGCCUUCAAACCUGCCCCCUCCUCCAGCUCUAAAGCCCCUCAGCUCCUUAUCCAACCAUCAUCCACCAUCAGCUCACCCGCCUCCCCUCCAGCUCAUGCCUCAGGGGCAGCAGCUCCAACCUCCACCAGCCCAGCCUCCAGUUCUCACCCAGUCGCAAAGCCUUCCACCUUCAGCCAGCCACCAGCCUUCUGCAGCUCCUCCUCUUCCAUCCUCCACAGCUUCACACCCCAGCGGGCCACCACAGCCAUCGUUCUCACACCCUUACAGUACAGUUCUACCUCCAAGUGGUCCUCUCCCAUCCUCAUCAAACUCUAUGCCCAGCUUACAACCCCCGUCGUCUUCUGCACCACCCUCUUCCAUCUCCAUGCCACUACCUGCCUCAGUCACUUGUGCCACUCCAGGCGCAGCAGUUCCACCUGUGCACAUCAAAGAGGAGCCUGUGGAUGAGUUGGAAGAGCCUGAAAGUCCGCCGCCCCCACAGAGAAGCCCCUCCCCGGAGCCUAGCAUUGUCGAUACGCCCAGCCACGCCAGCCAGGCAGCACGGUUCUACAAGCACCUGGACCGGGGUUACAACUCGUGCGCUCGGACAGAUUUCUACUUCACUCCACUGGCUUCAUCCAAACUGGCCAAAAAGCGAGAGGAAGCUUUGGAGAAAGCCAAGAGGGAAGCAGAACAGAAGGCAAGAGAGGAGAAGGAAAGAGAAAGAGAGAAGGAAAAAGAGCGGGAAAGGGAGCGGGAGCGAGAGAAGGAGUUUGAACGUGCUGCGAAACCCUCCAGUUCCUCUCAUGAGAGCAGAAUGGCUGAACCUCCAAUGGCUGGCCCGGCUCAUAUGCGCCCACCCUUCGACGGCCCCCCCACAACAAUUGCAGCUGUGCCUCCGUAUAUUGGACCCGACACCCCCGCCCUUCGCACACUCAGCGAAUACGCCAGACCCCACGUUAUGUCGCCCACCAAUCGAAACCACCCCUUCUUUGUGUCGUUGAGCCCGGCUGACCCACUGUUGGCCUAUCACAUGCCCAGCCUGUACAACGCCGACCCCGCCAUGCGGGAGCGCGAGCUACGAGAGCGGGAAAUGCGUGAAAGGGAGAUCCGUGAGAGGGAGCUGAGGGAAAGAAUGAAACCUGGAUUUGAAGUCAAACCCCCAGACAUGGACUCGCUCCACCCCUCCACAAACCCCAUGGAGCACUUCGCCCGGCACGGAGCCCUCGCUUUACCUCCAAUGGCCGGGCCUCACCCAUUCGCCACUUUUCACCCGGGUCUGAACCCAUUGGAGCGUGAGCGGCUAGCCCUCCAAGGACCUCAGCUGCGGCCGGAUAUGAGCUACCCAGAGAGGCUGGCUGCAGAGAGACUCCACGCUGAAAGGAUGGCCACGGUGGCCAACGACCCCAUCGCACGUCUACAGAUGUUCAACGUCACGCCGCACCACCACCAGCACUCACACAUCCACUCCCACCUCCACCUUCACCAGCAAGACCCUCUUCACCAAGGUGGUGGUGAAUGUCUCAUUUGUCCUCCAGGUUCUGGGGCCCAUCCGCUGGCAGUAGACCCCCUGGCAGCAGGACCUCACCUGGCCCGCUUCCCUUACCCGCCCGGCGCCAUCCCCAACUCUCUCCUGGCUCAGCCACCGCACGAACACGAGAUGCUGCGCCACCCUGUGUUUGGUGCUCCAUAUCCACGGGACCUGCCAGGAGGUCUUCCACCACAAAUGUCAGCAGCCCACCAGCUUCAGGCCAUGCACGCCCAGUCGGCGGAGCUCCAGCGGCUGGCAAUGGAGCAGCAGUGGCUCCACGGACACCAUCACAUGCACGGAGCGCCGAUGUCUGGAGAUGACUUCUACAGCAGACUCAAGAAGGAAAGUGACAAACAGUUGUAACCAUCGGGGGAGCGAGCAGCCGCCAAGUGCAGGACAGGAAGUUGUCACAAAGCCGUCUAGCAGAGGCUCCUUAUGGACCUUUCAACACAUUCAGUCUUGAAGAAAAAAAAGGCCAAGUGGAUUUUCUAAAAAUUUCACGUUUUGUUUUUGUUCCUGUCAAGGACCUUUUUUUUUUAAACUAUUAUUUUCAAGACAUCGACUUUCUUUGGUAUCGUAGUGACAACAUCCUCAAGACUCCUGCAUGACAAGCUUCCCUGACAUUUUUUUCUGUAGGUGCUAGAACAAGACACUGUGCUUCAAAAAGAAAAAAAAAAAAAAAAGACCUGU